AUGACUUUUGAAAAGAUAAGAAAAGAGAAAGAAAAGGCAAAACAACCAAAUGAAGAUAUUACCAAGAGACUAAAAAAACAAGGCAACAAAAUUGCAACAACUACUACAAACAUACUUUUUCAUCAUUUAAUGAUAGAAGAUAUUUUUGAAAAUACUCAAACACUAAGUCAUGAAGAUAAAGAAUUAAUUAGAGGAGUAGUUGAAGAAGAAAUGACAACAGAAUGUUUGACUCAAUAUGAAAAACAAAUAAGUUUCUUAAACAAAUCAAGAGGUGUAGUUUUGAAUGAAAGAAACACUACAUCAAUGAGUGAUAAAGAAAGUUGUGUUAUACAUAAAGAAAAAAAGAUUGAGGAGAAUAACGAAAGGAAUAAGCACAAUGGAAGAAAUGUUACAAAUAGAAGAAUGGACAAAUAG
Entamoeba histolytica HM-1:IMSS is the source of this 414-nucleotide messenger RNA. RefSeq lists its product as uncharacterized. The transcript has a single exon. The coding region runs from base 1 to 414 and encodes 137 amino acids. The record is from RefSeq and is a predicted model, not a curated record. NCBI's taxonomy places the organism in Eukaryota, Evosea, Mastigamoebida, Endamoebidae.